GGUUUCUGCCCUCUUACGGCGUUCUCCAAGCCCACGGGAAAGGCUGAGGUUUUUUUGCAUUUCUGUCUGUGGUCCGGGAAGAGGCAUAGGAUCCGAGGGCUCCCUCCAGUCCAGUGAAAUACACACUCGCUCGCUUCACACGGAGGCCGGAGUUGGAAGCGACCGACCGUUGAGAAACGUUAAAGAUUUUCUGGCAGUGGGAAAGGGAUUUUUUUCCCUUCCUCCCUCCCUGCCGAGGAAAAACAGUUCUAAAGAGAGAGUCACUUUGUAGUUGUAACUCCCAUUCAAAGACUCCCAGCCCGAGAAGCCGCCGAUCCCCGAUCCCCGUGCCUCUUGCGCGUAGUCUGUGGGAGGCUGUCACUGGUCCUCGCCGCCCUGCUCAUGAGUUUGCCGAGGACCAUCUUCCCCAGGAGGGAGACCGGGACUCAUGCAGGGGCGGCUAAGUCCAGUUCUGCUGCCACUCACCGGCCUGGAGAACAGGAGAGGAAGAAGCGUGGCCUCGCUUCCUCUCUAAGGAUGGAGCCCCACGGCCACUCCGGAAAGAGCCGGAAAUCCACAAAAUUUCGCUCCAUUUCCCGUUCUCUGAUCCUCUGCAAUGCCAAGACCAGUGAUGACAGCUCUAGCCCUGAUGAGAAGUACCCUGACCCUUUUGAGACUUCACUGUGCCAGGGCAAGGAGUUCCUUCACUCCUCCAUGCAGCUGGCAGACACAUCGGAGGCCGGGCUCAGCAACAUUCCAGAUCUGGCGCUGGCAUCAGAGGCUCCACAACUCCAAACAGCUGGGAGUGAUCGCGGCAAACACUGCAGGAAGAUGUUCUUCAUGAAGGAACCUUCUACAACUUCCUCCAGAGAAAAGACUGGAAAAUCAGAAGCACAAAGUAGUAGCUUCCUGUUCCCUAAAGUCUGCCACCAGAGGACACGCAGCAACUCCACCAGUGUUAAUCCCUAUUGCGCGGGAGAAAUUGAUUUUCCAGUGGCCAAGAAAUCUGCAGCUCCCACCGACAGGCAACCGUACUCUCUCUGUAGCAACAGGAAGUCUCUCUCUCAACAGUUGGACUACCCGGUUUCGGGCACUACAAGACCAACUCGGUCACUGAGCACUGCUCAGCUUGGGCAGCUGUCUGGGGGUCUGCAGGCUUCAGUCAUCUCCAACAUCGUGCUGAUGAAGGGCCAAGCAAAGGGCCUGGGCUUCAGCAUCGUCGGGGGAAAGGACAGCAUUUACGGUCCCAUUGGGAUUUACGUGAAGAGCAUCUUUGCUGGGGGCGCAGCUGCCGCCGACGGACGGCUCCAGGAAGGCGAUGAAAUCCUGGAACUCAAUGGCGAAUCAAUGGCUGGCCUAACACACCAGGAUGCCUUGCAGAAGUUCAAGCAAGCCAAGAAGGGGCUUCUGACCCUGACAGUGAGGACCCGCCUGACGGCACCCCCGUCCCUGUGCAGCCACUUGUCACCCCCUCUGUGCCGCUCCCUCAGCUCCAGCACGUGCGGUGCCCAGGACAGCAGCCCCUUCUCCUUGGAGAGCCCCGCGUCCCCUGCCAGCACCGCCAAGCCCAACUACAGGAUCAUGGUGGAGGUGUCUCUGCAGAAAGAGGCUGGUGUUGGCCUAGGGAUUGGCCUGUGCAGUGUCCCCUACUUUCAAUGUAUCUCAGGCAUCUUCGUUCACACGCUGUCACCUGGAUCCGUGGCGCACCUGGAUGGACGGCUGCGGUGUGGUGAUGAGAUCGUGGAAAUCAACGAGUCUCCAGUGCACUGCAUGACCCUCAAUGAAGUCUACAGAAUCCUGAGCCACUGUGACCCUGGCCCCGUUCCCAUCAUCGUGAGCCGACAUCCAGACCCACAGGUUUCUGAGCAGCAACUCAAGGAAGCUGUGGCUCAGGCUGUGGAGGGCAUCAAAUUUGGAAAGGAGAGGCACCAGUGGAGCCUGGAAGGUGUCAAAAGGCUGGAGAGCAGCUGGCAUGGGCGGCCCACCUUGGAGAAGGAACGCGAGAAGCACUCGGCACCUCCACAUCGAAGGGCCCAGAAGAUCAUGGUCCGCUCCAGCAGCGACAGCAGCUACAUGUCUGGGUCACCCGGGGGAAGUCCCUGCAGCGCAGGUGCGGAGCCACAGCCUUCUGAGAGGGAAGGCUGCACCCCCAGCCCCAGUCUGCCCCCAGGGCAGGAGCAAGAGCCCCAUCCUGGGGUCCUAUCCAGGCCUCAGCAGGAGAGCCCACCCCUUCCUGAGAGCCUGGAAAGAGACAGCCACCCGCCACUGAGACUGAAGAAAUCUUUUGAGAUUUUGGUGAGAAAGCCGACAUCCUCCAAACCCAAGCCUCCACCCAGAAAAUACUUUAAAAAUGACAGCGAAACUCAGAAGAAACUGGAAGAGAAGGUCACAGACCCUCCUGGCCACACCUUGCCCACAUGCAGCCAGGAAACCAGAGAGCUGCUGCCUCCACUGCCACAGGAAGACACAGCCAGGAGAAGCCCCUGCACCGCUGCCUGCUGCCCAGGGCCUGCAGUCAGCACACAGCCUUCGUCCUCUACAGAGGGGGAGCCAAGGAGGAGCGCCAGUCCAGCGUCACCAGGAAAACACCCGCUGCUGAAGAGGCAGGCGCGGAUGGACUAUAGCUUUGACACCAGCACCGAAGACCCUUGGGUUAGAAUUUCCGACUGCAUCAAAAACUUAUUUAGCCCUAUCAUGAGUGAGAACCAUAACCAAAUGCCAUUGCAGCCCAACACCAGCCUGGGUGAAGAGGACGGGACACAGGGUCACCCAGAGGGGGUCCUGUCAAAAAUGGAUACUGCCAAUGGUGCUCCCCGAGUUCACAAGUCGGCAGAUGGCUGUACUGUGAAGAAGGGGCCCCCGGUAGCCCCCAAGCCAGCCUGGUUUCGUCAGAGCCUAAAAGGUCUGAGGAAUCGUGUCCCAGACUCCAGAAGACUUCCGGAUGUAGCCUCGGCCAUUCAGCCAGCACCUGUUUCCAGGGAGUUAUCGGGGCCACACUCACAGGCCUCCUCCUCCUCCAUCAGGCAGAGAAUCAGCUCCUUUGAAAACUUUGGCUCCUCACAACUGCCAGAGAGAGGAGUCCAGAGACUGAGCCUGCAGCCCGGCUCCGGGGAGACCACCAAACUUCCAGGAAAACAAGACGGAGGACGGGUUUCUGGUCUCCCGGGGCGAGGGCCUACAGUUUCUGCUAAGCACAGGCAGGCAGCAGCAGAGCCAAUAGCCACAGGCUUCACUAACACCUCCGAGGUCAGGGACCCAGGUGUGUCUGAGUCCCCUCCCCCGGGCCAGAGACCCAGCCCCAAAGCUCUCUCCCCAGACCCUCUCCUGAGACUGCUGGCUGAGGAUGCUCAAGGCCCAGGCAUCAAGAUGCCAAGUCAGCGGGCACGGAGCUUCCCCUUGACCAGGACCCAGUCCUGCGAGACAAAGCUCCUGGACGAAAAGGCCAGUAAGCUCUACUCCAUCAGUAGCCAGUUAUCAUCGGCCGUCAUGAAGUCCCUGCUGUGCCUCCCAUCUUCCGUCUCCUGUGGCCAGAUCGCCUGCAUCCCCAAGGAAAGGGCGUCUCCAAAGUCACCUUCCGAUAACAACACAGCUCCAGAAGGUCCUGGUGAAGUAGUCGCCUCGGACACAGGGUUCUCCCUCAACCUUUCAGAGCUGAGAGAAUAUUCAGAAGGCCUCACCGAGCCAGGGGAAACUGAGGACAGGGAUCACUGCUCUUCUCAACCCGGCCAGUCAGUCAUCUCCCUGCUGAGCUCAGAAGAACUGAAAAAGCUCAUUGAGGAAGUGAGAGUCCUAGAUGAGGCGACACUGAAGCAAUUAGACAGCAUUCACGUCACCAUCUUACACAAGGAAGAAGGCGCUGGCCUCGGGUUCAGCUUGGCAGGAGGGGCGGAUCUAGAAAACAAGGUGAUCACGGUUCACAGAGUGUUUCCAAAUGGCCUGGCCUCCCAGGAAGGCACGAUUCAAAAAGGCUACGAGGUUCUUUCCAUCAAUGGCAAAUCUCUCAAGGGGGCUACCCACAAUGAUGCCCUAGCUAUCCUCCGCCAAGCUCGGGACCCAAGGCAAGCUGUGAUUGUCACCAGGAGAGCAACCGUGGAGGCCACUCAUGACCUGAACUCCUCUACUGACUCAGCAGCAUCAGCUUCAGCAGCCAGUGACAUUUCUGUAGAAUCUACGGAAGCCACUGUCUGCACAGUGACACUGGAGAAGACCUCUGCAGGGCUGGGCUUCAGCCUGGAGGGAGGAAAGGGCUCCCUUCAUGGAGACAAGCCUCUCACCAUCAACAGGAUUUUUAAAGGGACAGAACAGAGUGAGACAGUCCAGCCUGGAGACGAAAUCUUGCAACUCGCCGGCACUGCCGUGCAAGGUCUUUCUCGGUUUGAAGCCUGGAAUGUUAUCAAGGCAUUACCGGACGGGCCUGUCACUGUGGUCAUCAGAAGGAAAGGCCUCCAGUGCAAGCAGAUGACAGCUUCUGGGGACUCCUAGACAGGGUGCCGACGCCAAGACAAAGCAGGAGUGUGAGGCUCCCAUCACUGCCGAUUCUCAGGGUCUCUGCUGCCCACCUCACCCAGGCUGGGGAAAGCCCAGGUGUGCUUCUGGUAGCUGCUGCUCAGGUUUGGACCUUCCGGGACACCGUCCAUUGAGGGGGUCACACAGAGGUGAUUGAUACAAACCAUAGACUGUAUAUAGACAGCUUAGUGCCAAUAUUCUGGUGCCAUAAUAAAAUGGAUGUAUUGGAGUUUGCUAUGAAACCCAUGUCCUGAUUUGAACAUCACCCAGGUGCUUUGAAAGCCACCCCAUGACGGCAAGUUUCCUCUUAUGAAUUUGCAGAACAGGCAGGACUUGGAGGAGAGUUCCUUUUGGCCCUACUAAGCAUUAUCCAGUUGAAGAUGGGCUGGGCUGGGGCCCUAGGAAGGAAGGGUUGCUGCUGGUGCCUCUGGCUGCUGGCGCUGAGAAAUCUGUUCCUGGCCUGGGCUUCUGUACUAUGAUGUCUUGCUGCCUGGUGCACACACCAGAGCCAGGCAGGGGCUGCAUCUUUUUAAAUGGUCUGCCUUUGAAGUCGCAUGGCAUUGCUUACGCUGAGAGCAGGCACAGACCUGCCUGGGCUCAGGGAAAUGGGGGGAUGUUGUCAGGAGCAUUUUUUGUAAGAUGCAGCCUGUCACAAAGAACACUUUCAAACACUUAAAAAGAACACCUGUUUUUUUUUGCUUGGGCUGAGAAGUGAUCCUAGAAAGAGUGGGACCAGGGGAUAGAGGGGCAUGAAACAAGGACGGCCUAGGGAAGGCCUGGCAAGGAUCACAGACCAAACACCAUUUAUUUCAGGGUACUGCCAAUGGGGGCUUGCCAGUGUGACCUGCCAGCCUCUCCAGAAUCUUAAGUCGAAAAUGUUUGUUUGAAGUGGACUCAGAAACCCCUGCUGGGCUCCUCUCUUCCCCCUGCAAAGCCCUUCAGCGACUCUUGCAUAGCUCGGUCUCCCUUACUCUGAGAAAUGGCAGCCUAUGGCUGGAGCUGGCAUGCUUAUUUCUCCAGCCCACUUUAAAGUUUGUGCUAUAUAGUAGACAAGAAAAGGAAGAAUUCACGAUAUCGUUUAGAUCAGUCCUUUAGAUCUAUUAGGCGGUAAAUUUGAUCUAACAAUAAAAGGUAUGGGGCUGGGGAGACAGCUGUCAGGAAAGUGCUUGGCAUGCAAGCCUGGUGACUUGAACCUAACACCCAGAGACCAGAAAGACAAACACAAAUAAAACCAAACAACCAAACAGACUAAUGGAAACAAAAGAACCAGGUGUGGUGGCAUUCGCUUGUAAUCCCAGAUCCGGGGAAGCAGAAAGAUACAGCUCUCUGGAACUUCCUGGGCAUCCAGCCUAGCCUAUUUGGUGAGUUUCUCACCUGUCACAAAAACCAGGGUGGAUCACAGCCAACAGAAUGGUACAGCAAGUGGGCUUAACAUGGAGACAAAACCAGAGAGCAGGAAGAGAUCAAUAGGUGGUAUCCAAACCUCAGGGAAAACAGAGCAGGGGCAAGAAAGCCAUCUAGACCUAGAUGUGGGAAUAUCCAAACCAGCCCUAUCAAAGUGCAAAUGUGUUCUAGACUCCACACUCCAUACUGUGAACGAAUGGAGGAAGAGGAGAGGAAUUAUUAAAAUCUACUAAAGGGGCGAGGCUGGCUGGACUGUGAGGGGCACCACGUCGUCUCUGCAGUCUUCAAGCAAGCACACUGUCAGCCAACAGGGACCUCUCCUUUCGUGAUAAGAAAAGCAGGGAUUAAAUUUGAAAAGCUAAGGAGACAGCAUUUGUCCCUAUUGGAAUGGCUGCUUUUGUGGCAAUUGUUAGAUACUGUGGGCUUGCGCAGUUCCACAGCACGGGAGACAGCAUGGCCUGAUGGGACGGGGUGGGGGUGGGGGGCUCUUCUCCCCAGGGUCCCCCAUGCACACAGGGGCUGCUGGCCCCACUCAGAAUGACUCACACAGGUCACAAGAACUCCCGCUCCCUCCCAAAGAUACAGUUUGGUUUCAUGGGGACACAAACAUUAACUCACGACAGGACAAACAGGAAAAGACAAGUCUGAUGAAAAAUAAAAAAAAAUAAAAAAAAAUUAGGUAAAAAGUGUGUUUCCUUUAAGGCUUAUUCUGUGCUUUGAAACGUUUUCCAAGUUGACAU
Alexandromys fortis (reed vole) is the source of this 6629-nucleotide messenger RNA. It is a transcript of the gene Il16, whose product is annotated as interleukin 16. NCBI's taxonomy places the organism in Eukaryota, Metazoa, Chordata, Mammalia, Rodentia, Cricetidae. Gene Ontology annotation, molecular function: cytokine activity; CD4 receptor binding. The transcript has 19 exons. Gene Ontology annotation, biological process: induction of positive chemotaxis; leukocyte chemotaxis. Bases 382 to 4461 code for a protein of 1359 amino acids. The record is from RefSeq and is a predicted model, not a curated record.